AUGUCACUCUUUUCCAAAGUUGUCCGAUGCAUGCGCACGAUUGCACCUCUCGAGUUGGCUGACACGACAUGGGAUAACGUGGGCAUCCUUGUAGAGCCUCCAUUUCCUGCCACCCACUCCAACAAGGUCUUUUUGACCAUUGAUUUGACACCUCAAGUACUCGAUGAGGCGCUCUCUGAUCCUUCUAUUGGUGCCAUUGUUGCAUAUCACCCGCCUAUUUUCCGUGCCAUGAAGCGUUUGACUCAAGAUGAUGUAAAGCAAAGUAUGGUAACCAAAGCUAUUGCACGUGGUAUUGGUAUCUAUUCUCCACACACGGCGUGUGACAAUUGCGUGGAUGGUGUCAACGAUUGGCUUGCUAGCGGUUUGGGUAAAGGAAAUGUGCAAACCAUUAUUCCAGCUCAAGCUCCCCCAGAAGGUCAAGAACAAGCAGGCACGGGUCGUGUGUUUACAUAUGACACUCCUACUCCUAUUUCCACUGUCAUCGAGAAUGUCAAGAAGCAUAUCGGGUUGCCCUAUUUACGUGUUGCUGAGGCUUCCAAGGAUCACGUAAUUCAGACCGUGGCUAUUUGUGCUGGUUCAGGCUCAUCGGUGCUUAACCCUGUCAAGGCGGAUCUGUUUUUGACGGGCGAGAUGGGACAUCAUGAUGUAUUGGCUGCUGUAGCUCAAGGCACGAGUGUCAUUUUGUGUGAACAUUCCAACACUGAACGUGGCUAUCUAAGUGCUGUUCUUAAGGAUAAACUCCAAUCGAUGUUACAACAGGAUGGUAUUCAAGUGGUAGUGAGUCAAGUGGAUAAGGACCCAUUGGUGAUCCAAUAA
Lichtheimia ornata is the source of this 816-nucleotide messenger RNA. RefSeq names its product YbgI/family dinuclear metal center protein. The record is from RefSeq and is a predicted model, not a curated record. Bases 1 to 816 code for a protein of 271 amino acids. The transcript has 7 exons. Gene Ontology annotation, cellular component: cytoplasm; mitochondrion. NCBI's taxonomy places the organism in Eukaryota, Fungi, Mucoromycota, Mucoromycetes, Mucorales, Lichtheimiaceae.